This is a messenger RNA of Trachymyrmex cornetzi, 1570 nucleotides long. Its product is annotated as tigger transposable element-derived protein 1-like. The record is from RefSeq and is a predicted model, not a curated record. Gene Ontology annotation, molecular function: DNA binding. The transcript has 2 exons. Gene Ontology annotation, cellular component: nucleus. The coding region runs from base 39 to 1373 and encodes 444 amino acids. Lineage: Eukaryota; Metazoa; Arthropoda; Insecta; Hymenoptera; Formicidae.
UGCCAAGACAGCGUAUUUAUAACAAAAAGGAAAGAAAGAUGUGGAAUCAGUGGAAUCCAAAACGCAUGGAAGAAGCCAUUAUUUGUGUAAGAACCAAAAAAUUAGGCUACACAAGAGCAGCAAAUAUGUUUAAAGUUCCCAGGACCACUCUUCGGAGAUUGGUUGCGAGUGACUUGCCACCAGAAGAUUGUGUAAAUAUGAGGUUAGGACGAAAGCCAGUAAUACCUCCAGAAAUGGAAGCACAAUUAGUUGAUUACCUACUGGAAAUGGAAAACCAAUUUUAUGGUUUGACAAGAAAUGAUGUGAAAAAAAUGGCUUAUCAAUUAGCCAUAAGAAAUAAGUUAAAACAUCCUUUUGGACGUAAUGAGAAAGCUGGUAGAGCUUGGUUUGAUCAAUUUAUAAGAAGACAUCCAACAUUAACUAUUCAUAGUACAUCAUCCAGAGUGGCAGGUUUUAACAAAGAAUUUAUGUCUGCGUUUUAUAACAUUUUGGAAAAUAUAUACAAGAAACACAACUAUAACCCUGAUCGUAUAUUUAAUGUGGAUGAAACCGGAUUCUCUAUAGUACAGAGUGAAAUUCCACACAUAAUAUGUCUAAAAGGAAAAAAAGAGGUUGAUUUGCUCACUGCUGUAGAAAGAAGCUCUCUCAUUACAGUUAUUUAUUGCAUGAGUGCAGGAGGAACAUUUGUCCCACCAAUGCUAAUAUUUCCCUGUAAAAAUAUGUCAAAUAUUCUAAUGAAGGGUGCACCUAUUGGAUCUAUUGGUACAUGCCAUCCAUCUGGAUGGGUUCAAACCCAUUUGUUUACAGAGUGGUUUCAACAUUUUAUCAAAAAGAUAAAUCCUACGAAGGAAUCUCCUGUUCUUUUAAUUUUGGAUGGUCAUUACUCUCAUACGAGGAACUUAGACAUAAUUGAUAUUGCACGCAAAAAUUAUGUUACUAUUUUGAGCAUACCACCUUAUACUACACAUAAAAUGCAGCCUUUAGACCGCACAUUUAUGGAACCAUUCAAACAAUAUUAUAGUGAAUAUAUUCGUAUUUGGCAACGUGAGAAUGAACGACCAGUGGGAUUGUAUGACAUAGCUGAGCUUUUGGGAAGAGCUUAUCUUCAAUGUCAAACAGGUCUAAUCGCUGCUAAUGGUUUUAAAGUUACUGGAAUUUAUCCAUUUAAUCCAUAUAUUUUUUCGGAUAGUGAUUUUAUUGUAUCCAUUCCAGUAGAAGAAAAUCCUACAAGUCCUAUGUCAUCUACAAAACAGAUAAUUGCUACUACGAAGCGUCAUGAUCAACAAAUAGAAGAAAAUUUUGCACAACCAAGUUGCUCUAAAGAUUGUAAGAUAGAACAAAUAACAACUUCUGUAUCGCCUAAAGAAAUAUAGCCAAUUCCACAAAUUAAAUCAAGAAAAUCUACUCGAGACCGUAAACUUUCACAGGCAAUCAUUAUAGAGUCUUCAUAUAAAAAAACAUGACAAUCCUUAAACAAUUCAGAUACGAAAAAGUCUACAAAGAAUUCUGCACCAUCCAAAAGGAAUGUGUAGAAAUGUGGAAGAAAAAGAAAACUUGGAAGAUGUUAAUA